ACUUAAAGCCUCAAACGUGCUUCAGAGGAUAGUUUUUUUCGCAUUUUCUUCGUCUCACAAAUAAACAACAAGCAUCAAGCAACAACCUAAACAACCACACCGCACAGGAAGAAGAGGCAAGAUGGAUCUGAGUAACGUUGUAUUCAUCGAAAACAAAAAGAAGGGAAAGAAAACGAAGAAAGGCGCAAGGAAGAACCACCAGAAAGAAGCCACAAAUGAUGGCGCAACUCCAUGGAAUUUGGUGGCACCGGGUCCAAACGAUCCGAGCGUAAAGCGACGAAACGGGAAGGUCUACCAUUAUUGCCACCACUGCAAGUUUUGGGCGUUGCACCAACCAGGUAAAGGGAAGAAUUGUAAACAAGCCGAGCCAUUGACCGAUCUGUUGGGCGCAUUCGGAAACAAUCGUCCAUUCCAGAGCGCGACAUGGUUUGACAAAGGCGCGAGAAACGCGACAACACGAGGGAACGCCUUUGGUGCGGCCGCCGUGACUGGUCAAACUCCUCGUGAACCGACGUUUGGCACUAGAGUGCACAACGGUCCCAUCUUUAGGAAACCGCCGGGCUUCGCCAUGGCAUACCAGGGCCCAACCCAAUCCAUUUUUGGAGCCAAAAGUUGCAACCCAAGUCCCAGCCCAUUCACGCCCCAGCCAGAGCCAAGGAGGAAUCAGACCUCUUUUGGCCCGACCACUGAUGGGGGCAACGGAUCUAGUUUUGAGCAAUCGUUCAGCUUUCCCAAGGCAGAUCAAAGUUCGCCCGAUUCUAUCUUUGGUGGCCGUGUGAGCGGUCAGGCCAAUUUGGGGGGAUCGUUCAGCUUUCCCAAGGCAGAUCAAAGUCCGUCCCAUUCCAUCUUUGGGGCGAGCGGUCAAAAACCCGGCACAUUCAGGCCUCGCGCGGAAGCAAACGGCUUUUCGGAUGCGCAAGCCAAGUUGUCUUUUGGACUCUCCGCGACUGACGGGAACUUGCCCAGUUUCGGGAAAUCGUUCAGCUUCCCCAGAUCAGGCCAAAGUUUAUCCCAGUCCAUCUUCGGGGAGCAAAAUACUAACACGUUCAGCAGCUUUGGGUCUGCCUGUGGCUCCUCCGCGAGCACCGCGAGGUCCGGAAACACAACAUCAUGCCGCCAAAACUCGCCGUCCCUUGAAACUCCCAGAACGGACGAAAGCAAAUUCAGCUUUCCUGUACCGGCGAAGCCAGCUCAGGCCUUUGGCUUCUCCGUGCGUCCUGAGACUUGGGGUAAGUCCAGCUUUCCAGCCACUGCAUCAUCGGGUGGCUCCUCUUUCUCGUGGUCGCAGGCUCCUGAAACCACAUUCCCCCCAACAACUACCACUCAACAAGGCCCUGUCUCUCCGGGCCCUGUUGAGUCUGUUGAGUCUCCAACGUCUUCGGCUCCUCCGUCCUUCCUCUACGAUCAUUACCCUUCCCACAUCGUGACACCCACCCCAUUCAUCCCCAUCACCCAGGGCGGACCAACCCCGAUGAUGGUGGAAGCCGUUCCGUCUUCCUCCUUCUCGGGAGAAAUGCACUCGUUGCGGAUGUCGGCUCUGGAAGCCAAAAGUAGGGAAUUGGCACAAUACUUGGUUCACUGAGCACAAUACUCGGUUCGCUGAGCUUGAAGCAGGGAACACGAAACCAGAACGAACCGAAAACAACUUGUGAGCCUUUGGGAAAGCAACAGCCCAAAGGCGAGCAAAUCUAUGAAACCAAAUUGAAAAAACACAAAAGAAGUUUAUAGCCUUGGGGGUUCAGCCCAAGGGCGACCAAACGAACAAAGCAAGCAAAGUAGGUCAUCCACUUACACCCAGGAUGCGCUAUGAUAAUCAUAAUCGAAAAGAAUCUUUUUUUUUUUAGUCAGAACACGGAUGGUACCAAAGUACACUGUAUACUCCUUAUGCUAUAGUAGUCGCUCCAUCUUGCACCUGGCUAGAUCCGCAAGAGGAAAAAUUCUCUGGGCCAACACAUGGCGCAACUCCAUCCCCCAAGCCAAUACAGUAUUUGAUAGCCCCCACUACCGGCAGCAAGUAGCUAGUAGUACACAAGGACCAGCAACCCAAACCACACAGGGAAUGCAAAAAGCCGUUGCAGAAGACUAUUUUAAAAGGGAAGUCUCUCAACUCCAUCGCCCUGGGUUCGGGGUGGCACAAGCUGGACAGCCAUGUAAGUGUGGGGAAGAAUUUUGCUGUCAGCUCGUGGCAUUGGCGGUGCCCCUGUUGCGGCAUACGGGUAAUAGUCUAGUCAAGUUCUUGGGAUGGCAAACAAGCUCGGUUCCGAGAAGGGUGCCAGCCGCGAGACUUGUCGGGCUGGCUUCCAUCUAAGAAGCUACGGAUUAACGUCGUUUCUGGAAAGUCUGGUCAAAAUACCGGAAAAUGACGACACGAAAAAGAGGCAUUUGGUUCCGGCAAAUCUACUACGGGUAUGCAUACAUACAUGUAUGAUAUGCAUACUAGUAUGCAUACCGGCAGCUGGUAAAUGUAGACCCUGGACCCUGGAGAUACUUCUAGAAAGCUCCAUCCAUUUUACUUCAGAAGAAUGUCAACCUGUGCAUACAAGCCAUUAGUACUCGAUAAUCUAUAGCAAUGAAAGUUGACGAGCUCUGUUUGGUAUUUUAACUAUCUGCUCAUGCCCCAGCUAUUCUCUUGGUUCAAUUCAGGCUUGUGUCAUUUUAAUUUUGGCUGAGACCAGCCUCAGAGCUACCAGAAGCCAGUUAGCUAGCUAUUACAUGUACUACUUCUCCAGCCACGAACUAAAUGGACCAGAGCUGUAAGGGGUGCUGCAAGUACCGUACCACGUUGGGUAUCUUUCAUCGUUCCAAAAUCAAGAAUGCUUUCUCUCUUGUAUCAAUGUGUGUCCUCCCGAACUGUGUUUCACAACGAAAAUCUGGAGGGGCUUGUGUGUGGAGCAUUUUCAAGACGGAGUGGCUUGUGUGUCGCUACGAUUUGACC
Messenger RNA from Seminavis robusta, 2935 nucleotides. Lineage: Eukaryota; Bacillariophyta; Bacillariophyceae; Naviculales; Naviculaceae. The record is from the annotation of a GenBank genome assembly.